CAGGAACUACAAUUGUAACUGGACGCUGGAGGAGUUGUCGAGCUGUGUAGCUACGAUUGCAGAACUUUCUAAUGUCCUGCUAGGUCGGCAAUGCAGCCCAACUCCACAGCGACACGCGAACCAGAAGGAAACCAAAUGGAGGAAAAGGGAUCGGACGAGAAAACUGUGAAAUAUUACCGCUUGUCCGAAGUGGAGGAGCACAACUCCUUCAAAAGUACAUGGAUCAUCGUCAACUACAAAGUGUACGAUGUCACCAAGUUCCUAGAGGAGCACCCAGGUGGAGAGGAGGUGCUGCGGGAACAGGCAGGAGGAGACGCCACAGAGAGCUUUGAGGAUGUGGGACACUCAACAGAUGCGAGAGAGAUGGCCAGCACCUUGCUUAUAGGAGAGCUGCAUCCAGAUGACCGACAUAAGAUUAACAAAAUACCGGAGUCACUUGUAACAACAGUUCAUGAAACCACAAGCUGGUGGUCCAACUGGUUGAUACCUGCCCUCGCUGCAGCCAUCGUGAUGUUGAUGUACCGUAUAUAUAGAGCAGAGGAGGCAUGACGGACCCUCAGGCUCUUCUUCAGUGGACUGUUGGCAUUCUCUCCCACUGGUUUAUCCCCUUUACCCAGCAUAUAUGCUGAACUACGGCACCAAUAAUACAUUUCAGGGUUUGUGAUUUUCUCCAGUCACAGUUAAUGACUAAUGAAGGCUCUUUUUGUAAGUGACA
This is a messenger RNA of Pygocentrus nattereri (red-bellied piranha), 715 nucleotides long. RefSeq names its product cytochrome b5 (gene cyb5a). Gene Ontology annotation, molecular function: heme binding. NCBI's taxonomy places the organism in Eukaryota, Metazoa, Chordata, Actinopteri, Characiformes, Serrasalmidae. Gene Ontology annotation, cellular component: intracellular membrane-bounded organelle; membrane. The transcript is spliced from 5 exons. Bases 91 to 549 code for a protein of 152 amino acids. The record is from RefSeq and is a predicted model, not a curated record.